CUUUUCUUUCUCUGAAAGCAGGCAAGGGGAUUGCUGAUUCUGCACUGGAUGGGUUCAUAAUAUAAAACGGGGCCCCUUUCACUUCAAUAGAUUUGGCACCUCUGGAUCCUCCGGGCAUUUUGGUACUUGAGAUCUGGCCUCCGUGACCACGUUUUGAAAUGAUCCGUCGCCUGCAUUUCACUGUACAAAGGAGAUUUAAGUUGAUGGUUCUGUCACUUCUCUUUGUUACUUUUCUAUUACAUUUUGCUUUUGACAUAACUUCCUUUUCUGCUACUGUUUCCUGCUCAUGUCCAUCUCACAAUCACCCCAAGGCCAAAGUCCAUGUGGUCAGAAAACCUCCAGCUGUCAGGGCCUUGCAAGAUUUCAGUGGCAGCAAUGGUUCAACCCAGAGUUCCUCAGUUCAUAGAAGUCAGGGGAAGAAGGCUCUUCCCGUCAGACCACAAUAUUCAGAUGAAAAAACAAGAGCAUACCAGGGUUCAAAGAUGGAUUCUCUGUUCAAACACCCCCUCUACAAUACACCCUUGCCAGUACUUAAGGAGGAGGACAAGCUGUUUAGAGUUAACUCCAAGGAACGAUUCACACUGAAAGACAGCAACAGCGGAAGUGAAGAAUGGAUCAGCGCUGGUCUGGAGUUUGUCCUGCCAACAGGAGAGACAGCUGCGGACACGUAUCCCACCUGGCUAAAGAUCCAUAUAGGCAUCAAUCGCUAUCAGUUAUACCCAAGGAAUGAUCCUCUCAUUCCCAUCCUACUGAAAGAACUUUCUACACAGCACAUCCUUAACUCAGUUCAGAAACCUGGGGGCACCCAGCUCAAGCUUCUUAUGACUUUCCCCAACUAUGGACAGGGUCUUUUCAAACCAAUGAAACAGGCUCGUGAGCAGGAAACCCCUGCAGAUUUUUUUUACUUCUCAGAUUUUGAAAGACAUAAUGCAGAGAUUGCUGCUUUCCACCUGGACAGAAUCCUAGAUUUCCGGCGCAUCCCACCAGUCGUUGGCCGGCUGAUGAAUAUCACAAAGGAAAUCUGGGAUAUCACAACAGAUAGGAAGCUGGCGAAGACUUUCUACAUCUCUCCAGCCAAUAACACCUGCUUCUAUGGUGAAUGUUCCUACUACUGCUCCACGGAACAUGCUUUGUGCGGCAAGCCUGAUCUUCUUGAGGGCUCUGUAGCUGCUUUCCUUCCCGACACUGCCCUGGCCAAAAGGAAGUCCUGGCGCAGCCCUUGGAGACGUUCUUACCACAAGAGCAAAAAGGCAGAAUGGGAACUGAAUCUAAAUUACUGUGAUACAAUAAAAGUCACCCCACCCUACAGUGAGGGGACACGACUCUUGGACCUCAUAGACAUGGCUAUUCUAGACUUUUUCAUGGGAAAUCAAGAUCGUCAUCACUAUGAGACAUUUGAAAAAUUUGGAAACCAAACAUUCCUCCUUCAUUUGGACAAUGGGAGAGGGUUUGGACGUCACUCGUAUGAUGACCUCUCCAUUCUGGCACCACUGCAGCAGUGUUGCAGGAUCAAGAAGUCUACCCUGAUGCGCUUGCAGCUUCUCGCUACAGAGCCCUAUCGUCUGAGUGAUGUCAUGCGGGAGUCUCUCUCCAUGGAUCCUCUCUACCCUAUCCUGUCUGAGACCCAUCUCACUGCCUUGGACAGGAGGCUGACGCUCAUCCUUAAAGUUGUCAGGCAAUGUGUACAGAAAGAAAGCCAUUCCCAGGUGGUACAUGAUGAUCUGAGAAAGUUUUAGAAGAUUCCGAAAAUGGGCGGUUUCAGAUGAUGCUUCCUAUUUGUCAAACCAUGACACACAUUUUAAGAAUAUUGGUAGAAUUCAGUAAUAUUAUCCUUUUCGGGUAUAAGUAUAUGCAAUACUACAGUGAUGCCUUGCAAGAUGUUAUUAUAGUAAACAAAUACCCACCAGCACUAGGAUUCUGCAGCAUCCAGCCUAGUGUGCAAGGGUGGAAGUUUGGGGUGCCCUUUCCUCUCACAAGCUGAAUAUUAUUUUAUUUUGCUUUAUUGCAGAGGGUUGGCUAUUUGCCAUUACUUUGUUCGUAUUUGUUUUCUUUGAGUAUAUACUUAUUUGCACAAGGCAAAUCAUGCCUUUAUUUUAGAACAAUUUCAGAACAAUUUCAGCCUUUUAGCGAUUGCUCUUAGGUCUAUUUUUGUCUGUGUAUAUUGUGACAAGCUAUCAUGGAACAAUAAAAAGGCAUUUUUGGGUUGAAAA
Molecule: messenger RNA, 2210 nt
Organism: Xenopus laevis (African clawed frog)
Lineage: Eukaryota; Metazoa; Chordata; Amphibia; Anura; Pipidae
Product: extracellular serine/threonine protein kinase FAM20C
Exons: 10
Coding region: 159-1736 (525 amino acids)
Source: RefSeq, a predicted model, not a curated record